AUGACAAAGUUGAAAGACCCCGUGUUGCUGUAUUUCUACAUCACGUUGCUAAGAGACCCCAUGUCAAGAUACCUGAGCGAGUGGCGGCAUCAGAGACUUGGCCAACACUGUAAAGACGCCAAACUGCAAUGUGACGGGAAAAGGGUCGAGCUCUUUGACAUCCGCCCGUGCUUCUACGACACCUGGCAUGGCGUAUCGCUUGACGAGUUCAUGGAAUGCAGGGACAAUCUGGCAGUGAAUCGACAGACGCGCAUGAUUGCAGAUGUGACGAAGAGCAAGUGCUACUAUAGGAGGGGCAUCACUCCAGAGAAAAGGACAGAGGCUCAGUUGGAGAGUGCAAAACAGAAUCUACAACAAAUGCCGUUCUUUGGACUCACAGAGCGACAGACUGAGACACAACAUAUGUUUGAGAAAACGUUUGGUCGGAAGUUCAAAACGAGCUUCACAUAUUUGAAUGAUGCUGAAGAAGAGGAUAUGAUCUCGGAGGACGAAUUUGUGCACUUGAUGCAGCACAUUGAGCUGGACAUGCAACUGUAUCUGUACGCGGCGGAACUCUUUAAGGAAAAAUUGAGGACUGUGAUUUAA
Molecule: messenger RNA, 585 nt
Organism: Dreissena polymorpha
Lineage: Eukaryota; Metazoa; Mollusca; Bivalvia; Myida; Dreissenidae
Product: heparan-sulfate 6-O-sulfotransferase 1-like
Exons: 3
Coding region: 1-585 (194 amino acids)
Cellular component (GO): membrane
Molecular function (GO): heparan sulfate 6-sulfotransferase activity
Source: RefSeq, a predicted model, not a curated record